This is a messenger RNA of Penicillium argentinense, 1560 nucleotides long. RefSeq names its product aminopeptidase P family protein. NCBI's taxonomy places the organism in Eukaryota, Fungi, Ascomycota, Eurotiomycetes, Eurotiales, Aspergillaceae. The coding region runs from base 1 to 1560 and encodes 519 amino acids. The record is from RefSeq and is a predicted model, not a curated record. Gene Ontology annotation, cellular component: mitochondrion. Gene Ontology annotation, molecular function: metalloaminopeptidase activity; manganese ion binding. The transcript is spliced from 9 exons.
AUGGCCUGCAGGUCUCUCGCCCGACAAUGCGCGCGCCUGCGCCCUUCGUCCCGUCCCUCAACCCUUCCGGUACAACGCCUAAGCUUGCUACGUGGUCCAGCUCCCCGCAGAAACUACGCGACCUCCGUCUUCGCCGCGGACCUCAAGUUCGGCCAACCAUUGCACGAAACACAUCCCCAUCUUCUCGACCCCGGUGAACUCACCCCGGGAAUAACUGCACUCGAAUAUGCCCAGCGUCGGUCACGCCUCGCCAACAAGCUCCCCAAAGGCGCUGUCGCUAUUCUCGCCGCGAGUGAAGUGAAAUACCGGGCCCCCGGAAUCUUUCAUGAAUACCGACAAGAAUCCAACUUCUUCUACCUGACAGGCUUCAACGAGCCGAACGCGCUUGCAGUUAUUGCCAACGAUGGAUCUGGCGACAAUCACAUCUUCCACCUGUACGUUCGGGAAAAGGAUGCGAGGGCAGAACUAUGGGAUGGUGCGCGGUCUGGCACCCAGGCCGCCGUCGAUGUCUUCAAUGCGGACGAGGAGACUUUCCAGACGGGAAACAUCGAAAACAUCGGAGACGUCUUGCCCAAUAUCGUGAGCGGCGCCACCGAAGUUUACUCCGACAUCCCUGCAUUCGACAGUUCCAGGUCAUCUCUCCACCGGUAUCUUUACGGACCUACAGUCGCAUCAGAGAAGCUCAAGAAGACCGUUGAUCACCGCAAGGUCAAGCCGCUGAAGCCUAUUCUCAACGAGAUGCGGGCGUUUAAGAGCGAGAACGAAGUGGUGCAUAUGCGCAUGCUUGGUCAAGCCUCUGGUCGGUCCUUCACCGAUUCGAUGCGCGAGACUUUCGACCGGGAAAAAGCUUUGACAUCCUUCCUCGAGUAUCAAUUCAAGGUCAACGGCUGCGACGGAAGCGCCUUCGUUCCUGUUGUAGCAGGCGGUCAGAAUGCCUUGAGUAUUCAUUACACCAGAAACGACGAUAUCCUGCGGGAUGGAGAGUUGGUCCUCGUGGAUGGUGGUGGUGAGCUUGGAGGCUAUAUCUCCGACAUCACAAGAACCUGGCCCGUAAACGGAAAGUUCACCGACCCCCAGCGGGAACUGUACAGUGCCGUGCUCAACGUGCACCGGACCUGUCUGGCUCUUUGCCGGGAGAGCGCGAACCUCUCUUUGGAUCAGCUGCACAACAUCGCCGAGAACGGUCUGAAGGAGCAGCUGAAGCAGCUCGGGUUUGACCUGCCUGGAAGCGCCAUCAACACUCUUUUCCCCCACCACCUGGGUCAUUAUGUCGGCCUUGAUGUUCACGACUGCCCGGGGUACUCUAGAGGAUAUACCCUGAAGGCGGGCAACUGUAUCACUAUUGAACCGUUCGUCUCCACCCCUGACCAACUCCAGGGUAGUAUAGAGCUAAUUUCACGCAGUGGUAUCUACGUGCCCCACGACGAUCGAUGGCCUGAGCAUUUCCGUGGUAUCGGCAUUCGCAUUGAAGAUAGCGUUUGUGUGGGAGAUGACCAUCCUAUCGUUCUGACCCCCGAGGCCGUCAAGGAGGUCGAGGAUAUUGAGGCCCUGCGUAGUUAA